GGUAUUAUAGAGACUGUAUUUUAGAGACUAGUAUGUAGAAGGUAUGACCUAUAGAGAGUGCACUAUAUAGAGAGACUGUAUUAUAGAGAGUGUAUUAUAGUAUAGAGACUGUAUUAUAGAGAGUGUAUUAUAGUAUAGAGGCUGUAUUUUAGAGACUGCAGUAUGUAGAAGGUAUUAGAAAGACUAACCUAUAGAGAGUGCACUAUAUAGAGAGACUGUAAUAUAGAGAUUGUAUUAUAGAGACUGUAGCAAUGCUAAACAUAUGUUGGAGUAUUAUUUAUUAUGUAAUAAUGCACAGAGAUUUCAUGUUAAAUAGAUUAAUGUAACGAUACAUAAAUAUCAUUUUACAAUAGAUUAUAAUCUAAUAAAUCACAUCCUAUUUUAAAUAGAGACAGAAGACUGUAGAGCUCACAGUGACACCUAGUGUACACACCUUCACAUUACACCUUUACAAAUCUAACGACAUCACCUGGGGGUUUUACUCCAGAAAGCAGGUUAUGUGACAUACCGGGUAGAUCUGAGGGUAAGUGAGCAGAUAUCCUCAGCCUUCGGUUCCAAAAACAGAGGUAACUUUCAGGGUAUGUAAGUAGCCAUAGUAUCUUAAUCUCUGAACAUAUUUUAAUUUCUGUCACAGCAGAAGUGUGGUGUCUUCAUCUUCAUCCUACAGUGCAAACAAAGUAAAAGUGUUUGGUCUCUCAGUCAGAAACGUGAAGACCUACAGACAUUGUAAACAGAGUGUGGUGUUACAGGAGGCUCCAAUAAUACAACGUGUCCAACAGCAACUGCAUGACCAUUAAACCAGAAAGAAACCCAGUGUAUAUUCUCAAAUAAACACAACGAAUAAAGACAUGAGGAACAUGUAAGGAAGAAGAUUACAGCAUAUACAGUCAAAUAAAACAAACGUGUUAAAUGCACAAGUAAAACAAUGACAAAAUUACCUUUUUAAUGGUGUUUUGAUUUGAUUGAUUGAACCCUGUUAAAAGCAGUAAAAAGUCACAAGUAAUAUUAUGAUACAAUGAACUAAGACACUGUCUUAAAAAUAUGUAUUUGUACUCUGGGUUACAUUAACUCUACAGUAACUCUACAGUAACUCCACAUUAACUCUACAGUAACUCUACAUUAACUCUACAGUAACUCUACAUUAACUCUACAGUAACUCCACAUUAACUCUACAGUAACUCUACAUUAACUCUACAGUAACUCCACAUUAACUCUACAUUAACUCUACAGUAACUCUACAUUAACUCUACAGUAACUCCACAUUAACUCUACAUUAACUCUGCAUUAACUCUACAGUAACUCUACAGUAACUCUACAGUAACUCCACAUUAACUCUACAGUAACUCUGGGUUACCAAUAAGAGGUAGUUUAACUCUACAGUAACUCAUCACUGGUAGUUUGGAACAGAAACCCACAGUAAACAAGUUCAUGGUUAAUCCAGUUCAGGGGACAUGUGACGGUAAAUUAAUCUUAAUUUGGAUUAAGCCCUUGUUUUUGUCUGAUCUGUCAUAUUUUCUGUAUCCAUAUUUAAUACUCACACUGUCUAUACUGUCUCACAUUGUUUUGUCUUGUCUGUUUUGUCUUGUAGAGUCUAAGCUGAAUGUAUAGGUUUUUAUUUAUGUCUGUACUUUGAGAGUCACUAACAGCUGGAACCAAAUUCCUUGUGUGUCAACAUACUUGGACAAUAAACCUGGUUCUGAUUCAGAUCUUUGCUAAAUUAAUGAAUGAAAUAAUAAGAUUAUAUGGUCUGGUGAUUAAAAUAUGAUAUUAAAUGAGUAAAAUGUAAUAUGUAUUGAUUUUUUUUUUAAAUAAUAAACAUUUAUAAUAGAACAAUUUUCUGUAAAACUACAUAUCCCAUUAUCAUGACGUCACUUCCGGUUUCGUUUUGUCAGCGCGCUACACUGCUGAAAUGAAAUGUUUUAUAAACGUGUUUUUAACGUCGCUGGAAGUCACGUGAAGAGUGAUGAAAUAAAGAGAAUUAAAGUGUGUUGAAGUGAAAGUGUUGCUGUGGGUGUUGAUGAUGAUUUAUACUCCUGUUUGUUGUGGUGUUUACGGUAAAUCUGACAGGGUCCUGACUUUGGCUUUGGAUCCAAAUGUUCACAAGUCUGGAGAUAAAAAUCCCUGGGCUUCUUUUUUUCAUGUGUUUGUAUCUGAUGGUUUUUGUAAAAUGGCGAAUGAGAAAGUUUUAAAGUUGAAUCUGACUUUAUGGAGAAUCUGUAACUUUAUAAUGUCCGGAUUUUUCUCUUUAGCCGCUUAUGUACAGAUUAACGACCCGGACGCCGGCCUGUGGAUGGUCGGCUACACGAUUCCUGCAGGCCUGUGCUUUUUAAUCAGCUUUUGGCCACAAAUAACAGAGACCCUGGUGUGGAGGAGAGUCGCGGAUCUGCACGUGAUGAUGGCGACGGCGUUUGGUGCUCUGCUGGGCUGCAGUCUGUAUAAACACGGAGUUACUCACAUCUUCCACCAGGAGGAGGGCAGAGAGUUUUGUGGCCUGAUGCUGAUGGUGAUGUGGCUGCUCAUGUGUCGGCACUCGGGACGUGGUGUUGGAGCUUUGAGACUGUGCACUGCCGUGGCCAUCACCGCCUUCCCCAUCAUCACAUGGAUCUACUACUACAUCCAUAAAGAGCUGAGAGCCGACUGGCCUUCACACUGCACCACCACACUGUAACACACUGCUCCGGUUCUCACACACACACACACACUGUUUAACACUAAAACCCUGAGCAUGUGUGUUUGAGUGAACAGUGACUUGCUGUAUAAUGUAUAUUUUAUAUAUUUUGCCAAACAAUAAAAUAAAACAUUCCACUUUUUUUCUAUUUUUGUCUAAAUGGAGUUUAUUGAUCAGAAAUAUAACGUUCUGUUGAAGGAUCAGUCACGAUGCUGCUUGUGAGGGAGAAUUAACUCCAUAAAGGUGUGAACAUGCAGGAGAUAUUACUAGAGUUCAGAUUUAAUGAGCUUCAAUAAAAUAACGUGUUUGUACUGUCACUUUUGGAUGUUUGUAGAUUGCAGAACUGCUCAAUGUGAAAGCAGAACCUUUCACUGUGUGUGUGUGUGUGUGUGUGUGUGUGUGUGUGUGUGUGUGUGUUUGAGAGACCACAGCAAAUGGUGAAGCACAGACCCAAACAAUCAUGGCUUCCUCUAGAACAGGAUGUGUGGUCACUGUAAUUCUGCUGUGGAGGCAGAAGUGCAAAUCCAUCCACAUCUGCCUCUUUCACACCAACUACCUGCAUGUCUUCAUUCACCACAUCCAUAAACCUCCUUCUUGGUCUUCCUCUUUUCCUUCUUCCUGGUGUCUCCAUCCUCA
Molecule: messenger RNA, 3304 nt
Organism: Silurus meridionalis
Lineage: Eukaryota; Metazoa; Chordata; Actinopteri; Siluriformes; Siluridae
Gene: tmem220
Product: transmembrane protein 220
Exons: 6
Coding region: 2018-2668 (216 amino acids)
Source: RefSeq, a predicted model, not a curated record